Adelges cooleyi (spruce gall adelgid) is the source of this 1273-nucleotide messenger RNA. Its product is annotated as S-formylglutathione hydrolase-like. The coding region runs from base 196 to 1065 and encodes 289 amino acids. The record is from RefSeq and is a predicted model, not a curated record. Gene Ontology annotation, biological process: formaldehyde catabolic process. The transcript is spliced from 6 exons. Gene Ontology annotation, molecular function: S-formylglutathione hydrolase activity. Gene Ontology annotation, cellular component: cytosol. NCBI's taxonomy places the organism in Eukaryota, Metazoa, Arthropoda, Insecta, Hemiptera, Adelgidae.
UUUAAUCUAAUCUGUGAUAAGACAUUGAUGGAUUUUCUGGCGCAGCCAAAUGCCAAUAGCUGUAGCCUGUAUUAACUAUUAAAUGUUUCGGUUUCUGUACACUGCACUGGUUCAUACUUCAUUCUGAAGUUUAGUAGAAUUUAUAAAUACUACGGUUCACGGCGUUAGUUUUUGGGCAAAGGUAAAUUUGGUGUAAUGGCUACUCAAUCAGAAAUCAAGGUUGUUACUAAUAAUAAAUGCUUUGGAGGUUAUCAGAAAGUAUUAGAACAUUCUAGCGAUGUACUUAAAUGUACUAUGAAAUUUGGAAUAUACAUACCACCACAAGAAAACGAAGAAGAACAAUUCCCAGUAUUGUUUUAUUUAUCGGGUUUAACGUGUACUGAACAAAAUGUGAUAACUAAAGCUGGGUUUCAGAGAUUAGCUGCUCAAUACAAAAUGAUUGUUGUUACACCUGACACAAGUCCUAGAAAUUGUGGUAUUCCUAACGAAGAAGCAAAAUGGAAUGUUGGUGCUGGUGCAUCAAUGUACGUUAAUGCUACUCAAGAGCCGUGGAAUAAGCAUUUUCAAAUGUACACAUAUAUCACUGAAGAACUGUAUGAACUCGUGUUGAACAAUUUUCCAGUAUUAAAAGAGCAGGUGGCUAUCACUGGUCAUAGUAUGGGAGGACACGGAGCACUAAUGUGCGCUUUACGUAAUCCAAAUAAGUAUAAGUCGGUGUCAGCAUUAGCACCAGCUUGCAAUAUAUCCAACUCACCGACCUUAAUAGAAGGAUUAAAGACGUUGAUUGGAGAAGAUAUGGAAUCUUUUAAAACUUGGGACCCAACUAUUUUAGUACAAUCGUAUAAUGGUCCUAAACUUGAAAUAUUAAUACAUGUGGGUACUGAAGACAACUUUUUAAAAGAGGAUUUACUGAUUGAUAACUUUGUUCAAGCGGCUAGCGGAAAUGACAAAAUUCAGUCUAUUGUUAAAUAUGAAAAAGGCUAUGAUCAUGGAUAUUAUUUUGUGUCAACAUUUUUUGAAGAACAUAUUAAAUUCCAUUAUUCUAUUUUACACAAAUAUGCCUAAAAUAAUCAAAUUUGAUGCACUGGGUUGUCAUGUACUGCUAAUUAUUAACUAUUAUGUGCAACCAUAUUUAACUCUUAUUUAAAAAAUCUUGGGAAACUGGAUACACAAUAGCACUGAUAAUGCACUUGAGGGGCACUGUAAUAUGUUAUAAUGCUAUAGAUGUUUAAAGCUGUAUUAGAUUUUUAAUAAAAAACACUAUAAUUAUUAA